Amoebophrya sp. A25 is the source of this 2883-nucleotide messenger RNA. Lineage: Eukaryota; Dinophyceae; Syndiniales; Amoebophryaceae. The record is from the annotation of a GenBank genome assembly.
GAUCUGCAUCAUGUUUUUCGUUCCCCAAGGAUCCUUCAGUUUUUCGUCUCGAUUUUCAUCUCUGUUCCUCCACUCAGUCCCAGGUUGUAAAAGUGAAGGAGAUCUGGUGUAGCUAGCUGGAAAAGUUAGUACAUUUUUCAGUUCGUCUACAACUUUAAACUACUUGCAUAAGAGAAGUUGUUUUUCUUAGCAAAGGCUUUUUUAUCGACUUUUGCGUGAAUAAUAUAUUAGACGCAUCAAAAAAUGGGUUCUUCCAGCAUUGAGAAGCGUGCACCGGAGAGUGCAGCAGCUGUCGCUGUUGAGCCGAAGAAGAAGAAGAGGAAGACCGAGAAAACAGCUGAGGCAGAGGCACCGGCGAUCGCAGAAGUGAGCAACACCACUGCCGCGACAGGAGAAGAAUCUAGCAAAAAGAAGAAGAAAAAGAAAAACAAGGAUGCUGCGGAAGAGGCCCCUGCUGCUCCGGCUCCUGCCAAAGAAGAGGCCACCACGACUUCGGAAGAGACUGUAAGCAAAAAGAAGAAGAAGAAAAAUAAGGGCGGUGAGGAAGCUGCAGCCCCUGCCGCUGUGGAGGAAGCUCCAGUGGCCGUUGCUGCUGAGACAUCGGGCAAGAAGAAAAAGAAGGACAAGCAAGAAGCUACAACAGCAACUUCUACAUCAGCUACUUCUGCAUCUUCUUCUUCCGAUGAAAAGUGCUUUAAAUCUGAUCCUUUCUAUGGUGAGCACAAUAUUAGUGUCAGUGGUUGCCCUACUCCGAAGCCAGCAACGUCUUUCAAAGAUUCUGGCCUCCCGCAAGAAAUCUCAACACUCUGCGAAAAAAAGUUCGGUGCUUCCGGCAAGCCCUCUCCAAUCCAGGCUGUUGCUUGGCCGUUGAUCCUGCAAGGUAAGGACGUUUUUGGUAUUGCCAAGACUGGUAGUGGAAAGAGUUUGGCUUUCGUCUUGCCUUACUUGGCUAAAAGGCUCGCUGAAAAUUCCGGGGUAAAUACUUCUUCCGGUAAAAAGAACCACUAUCCAGCGAUGGUUUGCAUGGCGCCAACGAAAGAACUAGUCCAACAGAUUGCUGAAGUUGCAGAGGAAUUCACUAGCAAGCUGAAAAUGUCUUUGACAGUCCACUGCAUCAUUGGUGGAGUUAACAAGGGGAUUCAAAUCUCCAAAAUCAAAUCUUCCGCAUGCGACGUCGUAGCAGCGACACCAGGACGACUCCUGGACUUAGUCGAGAAUGAUCAGGUAUUUAAGUACUUUGGAUUUUGUUUUUGUUGGACAGUCGAAACCGAAAGUAAAGCUUCUACAACUUCUAGAGUUGUAAGUUAGUAUUAAUACUGAGUAUCGCUUUCGCUCCUUUCAUCUCAACGAUUACGAUCACGUUUUUAAGAGCCAGUUCAUCUUUAAGAAAGUAUCAUCCUGAUCUCGAAAUCAAAAACAUCAGGUUCUCAAUCUCUCCAAGUGCGAAUACUUGGUUCUCGAUGAAGCCGAUAGAAUGCUUGACGACGGUUUCAUUCUGAACAUCCGAAAAAUUUCCGAGUAUGCAACCUCUGACAAAGUAACGCGACAGACUGUGUUGUUCUCAGCAACGUGGCCGAUGGAAGUGAACAAGCUGGCUAGAGGCUUGUUGGGGAAAGGUAAUGAUUUUCAGCAUUGUGAUAUUUUAUAUAAUUUACCACAAAAACAGCUUUUUACCACUAGCACAACAGCACUGCAUCAUAAGAACAAUCUUGACAGUCAAAAAUGGGAUUCAUCAGGAAAUAUUCCACGUUCAUCUUGUAGUUGUUGUUGAGAAGCAUUCUCUCUUCAGCACUAAUAAAACGAGGAAAUACCCAGCACUCGUCCACCAAACAAACGAAUGAACCAAAAUAGGUCGAAAUGCGGCAACCAUCACCGUUCUUCGUAAGGACCAGACCUUGGAUGAUCCGGAGAAUAUCAACACAGAGGAUAAGCUCCAACUGAACGAUGCUAUCUCGCAGACUCUCCACGUUCUUCCAGACGGCAGGCGAAAAUGGGAACUGUUACUGAAGAACUUGAGAGCCAAUCCGAAUAAGAAGAUCCUUGUUUUCGGCUUGUACAAGAAGGAAGUCGCAAAUCUAGAAAACUGGCUGCAGAGGGAAGGGUUCAAACUGCGUGCUUUGCAGGGCGACAUGACCCAGGACAAAAGGACUCAGUCAAUUGAAGACUACAAAACCAAUAAAGCAAGAAUUUUAGUCGCCACUGAUGUCGCCGCCAGAGGUCUCGACAUCCCCGACAUCGACGUCGUGCUGAACUACACUUUCCCACUCACCGUGGAGGAUUUCGUCCACCGAUGUGGCCGAACCGGUCGUGCGGGACGCAAGGGUGCUGCUAUCACCUUCUUCAACACCACAGGCGAACACAAGGAACGGGAACACUGCUUCGACUUGAUCCGAUUGUUGGAGGGAGCGAAGCAGCCAGUUCCCGAGGAGUUGAGAAAGAUCAACGCCAACACCUUCGUAGCAACGAAGAAGAAGUCACAUGGUAUGUACGGGGACUUUUUCAAGUCUGCGGAGGAAAUGGAAAAACUCAGCAAAAAAAAAGUGCAGAUGACGUUUGAUUCGGAUUCGGAUUAAACUAAGGAAGUAGACGAGAUAUUAUUGCUAUGUCUUAUAUUUUGGAAUCCUCCUCUUCUAUUGGGAGUAGAAAUGAACAACAAGAUGAAGAAUGUAUUUGACAACUUCUAACUAUUGUGCUACCUCACUCCAUCCUGCUCUCCAAAUGAGGGAACGACCACUAUGUUGAUAAUGAACAUGUUUUGAUGUUGAAUAUGGGAAUUUUACCGAUGUACCUGCAACCAGUUCCAUAAGCCUACUUACGAUGAUGACUUCUUUUAGGACGCAAACGAACUACAACAAAGAAGGCGAUCUGCCUUCGGGAUAACAG